This is a messenger RNA of Suillus clintonianus, 1831 nucleotides long. RefSeq names its product MFS general substrate transporter. Gene Ontology annotation, cellular component: membrane. The record is from RefSeq and is a predicted model, not a curated record. The coding region runs from base 279 to 1763 and encodes 494 amino acids. Gene Ontology annotation, biological process: transmembrane transport. Gene Ontology annotation, molecular function: transmembrane transporter activity. The transcript is spliced from 7 exons. NCBI's taxonomy places the organism in Eukaryota, Fungi, Basidiomycota, Agaricomycetes, Boletales, Suillaceae.
CGUGUACAUCACGUACGGUAGUACCUCGAGCUCGAGGAUGCUAGCUUAACUAGAACCUAUAUAUACAUCUAGUACUAGCUGGACGCCAUCGAUGAAGCUUAAGGUCAAGCAGUAGGCUGAUGCGUACAGCAUGGGAUCUCCCGAAAGGCUGUUUUCCCCACACCAACUCCAGCUGCUAAACUAGGCACUCUUGGAGUACCACCAUUCACUGGCAUCUGCUUGUCUUCAAACAAACACAUUUCAUGCAACGGAACACCAUACACCUAUAAGUAUAUGCCAUGACACAGUCUCAGUCUCAACCUACCCACCUGCGUCGCGCUCGGCUCGCUCUCGCUUGCGUGUCCAUUGCUGCCAAUGCGCUUUGUGGUGGAGGUGUUUUCACCUUUUCCCUCAUGUCACCUGCUUUGGUCGAUCACUUGAAGUUGACUCAACCUCAACUGACCACCAUAGCCUUGGCCGGCAUGAUGGGCCAAUAUCCCUUUGCAGCUAUGAUAGGCAAGGUCGUCGACAAAUAUGGUCCUUGGGCCUGUUCCAUCUUCGCUAGUUGCCUAUUCUUCACAGGCUUUGGAUUAUUUGCGAACGAAAUUGCUAACACACCAGAUGAUAUUGUUCUACCUUCUGCAUCUUCAUUCCAUCAUCUCACCGUCUACUUCUUUAUCGCGGGACUCGGAACUGCCUUCUCAUAUUUCUCUUCCUUAUUUGCUGCCUGUAAGAACUUUCCCGGUUUUAUCGGCAUAGCAUCUGGAACGAGCAUCACCUUGUUUGGUUUAUCGCCGAUGUUCAUAUCAAUAUUGGCCUCAAGGUUCUUCUCGCAUCCCGACGAAGGUCUUGAUGUCACCCGCUUCUUACGGUUCCUUGCCCUUUUUUGCGGAGCCGUUCAUUUAUUCGGUGCUUUCACUCUCCAUAUUAUACCUCUCCCCGAAGAUCCUCCAAGUGCUGUCUUGGAGGAUCCAGAAGGGUCGGUUCACGUCGACGAACAAACAGCUCUUCUCCAGGGAAAGCGUAAUGGUGCUGCUGAAGUCGAGACUCGCAUCGUUGCUGCUUCACCCGUCAAGGGUGGUUCGGCAGUUGACCUUGCCAAAGACCAUUAUUUCUGGGCUCUGGCGUUCGUCUUGUUCGUAAUCCUAGGUUCUAGCGAAAUGGUCAUAUCCAACAUUGGCACAAUUGUCCUUUCUCUUGCAUCACAAACUUCAAGCGCAAUCAUGGAUCCAUCUACUGAUGUAGCAACUGCAACGCAAGUCCGCUUCCUCUCUGUUGCCAACACGCUCUCUCGUCUGGUUGUCGGACCUUUGGCAGACUUUGUGUCUCCCAUUGCAUCACACCCACCAUCCGAUGCCCAAAGUAUUCCACGCAAACGCCACGUCAGCCGUGUGGCAUUUCUCUUCUUCUCGAUACUGGUGCUUGCAUUAACCUAUUCGUGGAUGGUACUCGGCGUCAGGUCGCAAGUAGACUUGUGGGCUCUUAGUAUCGGCGCCGGGGUCGCUUACGGUUCAACUUUCACAAUUUUACCGAGUCUGGUGUCGUCUGCGUGGGGUAUAGAAAACCUCGGGCGCAACUUCGGCAUUCUCACAUACGCUCCUUUCCUCGGAACGCCGGCAUUCUCAUACUUUUAUGCCUUCAAUGCCGCCAGCCACUCAAGUGACGGCGCGGUUUGUAAAGGCAUCGAGUGCUGGAGUACGACCUUUUCGUGGUAUACUGCGAUUGCAUUCGCUGCGUGCGGUGUCACUGGAUACCUCUGGCGCAGUUGGAGAGACCAAGUGUAGUCCGCGUUAAUGUAUGUGUUGGCAAUAUAGAUAUUGUGCAGGUCUUUUGGCAUGUGUCCACAACGUCC